AUGGCAUCAUCCACAUCUACACCAUCAGCUGGAGAGGCGAACCCGGCUGGCUCUUCAUCUCAACGCAAUCUGAAAGCCGCGGACCGUCUCGUUGAUAGCCUAUUCCUGAACCCCGAGUACAGUGACAUGGAGAUUAUCUGCGGUAGCAGAACCUUCCAAGCUCACCGGGUCAUAGUGUGUUCCCGGUCAGACUGGUUCAAGAAGGCCUGCGGCAGUGAAUUCAAGGAAGCUUCUGGAAAGAUCAAACUACCAGACAAAGAUGCGAUCCUAAUCGAGGUUGUGCUGGAAUUUCUUUACAAGAAUGAAUACACUGUGGAUGGAAUGGCCCAGGAUACAUGCACUCCAGCCGACGAGAAUUCUCCACUUACAAACCAAUUCGGAACUAAGAAGAGAAAACCAAAAUUUAAUGCAAAGGAGUCCCCAUCAAAGCGUCAGAAGCCGGCAGCCAUGAACUUUUACGUCCCAGAGGAGGACAAGACCCCAGAGAUGACCAAGGACGUUAAUCUGGACGCGGAACCGUGGUCGACCAACUGGCCCCCUUUGUCUAAGUGUCCCGCAAGCUAUUUCCAUGCCAGAGUUUUUGCAGAAGCUGACUACUUCAUGAUCGAGGAACUAAAACAAGCCGCAAAGAGCAAAUUUAACAAAUCGCUCUAUGCCUGUGAUACAACCUGGCGAUUGGAACUUCUCAUUCUAGAAUUGUGGUCCCAGCGAGCCGACUAUGGAGAGCUGCGGUCUAUUCUCAUGAAAUUUGUUACGAUGCAGAUGGGAACUAUGCACAAAGUCUUCAUCCAGCUAGACCGCAAGUUCCUCGAGGCCGUCCCUCGAUUUACGGCAGACUUUGCCUGGGACUACAUUGAGUGGCAGCGUGAAAAUUCGAAAGAUACAAGAAAGGAAUGA
Messenger RNA from Penicillium odoratum, 897 nucleotides. RefSeq names its product BTB/POZ domain-containing protein. Gene Ontology annotation, molecular function: protein binding. NCBI's taxonomy places the organism in Eukaryota, Fungi, Ascomycota, Eurotiomycetes, Eurotiales, Aspergillaceae. The record is from RefSeq and is a predicted model, not a curated record. The coding region runs from base 1 to 897 and encodes 298 amino acids. The transcript has 3 exons.